AUGGUGAUGAAAAAAAAUCCUAUCCAUUAUUACGAAGAUGGAGAUGUCGUCCUUCAAGCCGAGGGUACUCAUUUUCUAGUACACAAACCUUUCCUUUCACUCGCCUCGCAAUUUUUUAAAGACUUAUUUGCUCAAUCAAAACCUAAUUCAAAUGAGACGGUUAAAAAUACAAACGCUAAUGAAAGUGAAGCCUCAAUUCUUGUUCUCGAGAUUAUGGAAGAGAAUGCCAAUUCAAUUCAAGAUAUGCUGUCAUUUAUUUAUCCAAACGUCAUAUUGGAUAUCAAUUGGGAAAAUGUUGAGAAUUUGUUUCGAAUAGCUAAUAAAUUCAAAAUUAAAAAGCUUACAAAUUCUUGUGACUUAUUUCUUCAAAACAACUUGAUUGAGAAUAUUCUUACCACUUUUAAACUUGCGGAACUAUAUCGCUUACCAAUCCCUUUUAAAGAAGCGUCAAAGCUUAUUUUAAAUGAUUUUCUCAAAUAUGAAUGUGAUAGCGAAUACAUUCAAAUUCCAAAAAGAGCACGAGAUAGGUUGGGUUAUAGUCGUUUUGUCUAUCAUACUUUCUUGGAUAAACUUUCUUGGCGAUUGGGUAGUAAGGGAUAUAAUAAGAUUCAAACGGUGUGCGUUUAUCCUACACGAAAACCAUCAUUUGUAUAUAAUGAGUUAAAUUCUUUUAACAUCAAUUUUAGUGAUAAAGAAGCUGAAAAUAAAGCUUUUUAUAAAAGUUUUAAAGAAUAUCUUAUGAAAUUUGAGAGGUCAAAUAAAAGAGAAUUGGAUAUGAAUUUCUAUUCUUUUGUUGAGUUAGAAGAUGAGUAG
Funneliformis mosseae is the source of this 813-nucleotide messenger RNA. NCBI's taxonomy places the organism in Eukaryota, Fungi, Glomeromycota, Glomeromycetes, Glomerales, Glomeraceae. The record is from the annotation of a GenBank genome assembly.